AUGGCGAAGGAUGAGUCUACUGCUGCAGACAAGUGGAAUGAACAAACACUGGACAGUUUAAUGGCUAUUUUACAAGCAGAUUUACCGAAAAGACGAAACGUCUGUAUUUUCGACGAAGUCUUAGUUCACAUCAAUAAAAGACUCCCACUGUUGCUUUCGUCUAGCAAUGGCUUGGAUGCCGAUCCAUCAAAAAUACAAGCUGUGAAGCAUCUAACUGAAUCAUAUAUUGUACUUUCCGAGCUGCGGGAAAAAUCAUUCGAAGAACGUAAAGAACAUACCCCAUCUUUCUCUGUUGUACCCCGGUUACUAUAUGACCAACGUGGUUAUUUGGUCGGAAUAGUAUCAGCUGGUACUGAAAAAUGGCAGCCUCGUUAUCGCCUGUACAAGACUAAUGAUCAUCUGAACAUCAUAGUUGUGUUAGCAGGAUUUAAUCAAGAUAAUUUAACUGUUGAAAUGGAAAGAGAUGUUGCCAUUAUUCGAGGUGAGCGUUCAGAACCCCCAGACGCAUGUUGUCAAUCAGUUGCUGAUCAAGAACAAUAUCCAAUUGGCUCAUUUGAAUUAUUAGUUUCUGUUAAGGAUGAUAUUGAUGGUAAUCAAGCAGAUUUCCAAUGUGAAGAUGGAUUUCUAUCGAUUAAAUGUCCAAUAAGAAAAUAUGUUAAGAAACGAUUCGGAGGUCCAGCGAAAGCUGGUAAUUGA
Molecule: messenger RNA, 696 nt
Organism: Adineta ricciae
Lineage: Eukaryota; Metazoa; Rotifera; Eurotatoria; Adinetida; Adinetidae
Source: the annotation of a GenBank genome assembly